CUUCCCAAAAUACCCCAACUCGGCUUAUGCCUUUCCCUAUUUCUUGCGCCGGUUUCUCUUCGCUUCGGAGUUAGGGUUCAUUCAUCGCUCCUCUCAAUUCGAGUCGAUAUUGGCUUCAAGAUUUCUCAUUGAGCCCUUCUUCCGUAGAUUUUUCUGUUUAAUCGAACGAAUCGUUGGCUUUUUCCGAAUUCCCCUCUCAAUUUUCAUCAAAAGUAGUGUUUUUCCGCCAAAUUUAGGCAGGUUUUUCAUUUCGAUCGAGGUUUCGUUGAAGAAUUUAAUCUCGGAUCGGUGUUUGUUGCGGUUUAUUGGCCUAAAUUUUAGGGUAGACAAGGGUUUUGCAGAAGGAGAUAUGAGGGUUCAUCCGGUCCCCAAGAAGCGGAACAUCACCUUCCGCUGCGGCGUCAACCCCGCGGCUGCAGCCACCGCCGUGCACGGCCGACAGAAGAAGCUCCGCCGUCUCCCCCACAUCUUCAGCAAGGUCCUGGAGUUACCCUUUGCCGCCGACGCCGAUGUGGCCGUCGAGGAGGACGCGGACGGCUUCCGGUUCGUCGCAGCCACCGACGUCCUCUGGGGCGAUGUCCAAGCCCAGACGGUCCAGAUACACCCCGGGAUGACGAAGGUGUUCGUCAGGGACGGUAGCGACGGCGACGACCUCGACACGGAGCUCGAGCUAAACCGGUGGCGGUUCCGGCUGCCGCCGUCCACCCGCCCGGCGCUCGCCACUGCUGCUUACACUAGCGGCGAGCUCGUGGUGACCAUUCCAAAGGGGGCAGGGCCCGAGGAGGAAGAUGGAGAGGUACAAGAAUUCUUUGGUGGUGGAGGGAGUAACGGGGACUUGGGGGGCCGAGACAUUAGCCAUCUCGUAAUUGUACAGUAAAUGUUUGAUGAUUUGCCUUCUCUGUUAUCGUUCGUUGAUAGUACUCUCAUAUUACGGAUCUGCUAUGUAAUUUAUGCAACGCUUCUAUUCAUUUCA
Musa acuminata subsp. malaccensis (wild Malaysian banana) is the source of this 973-nucleotide messenger RNA. RefSeq lists its product as uncharacterized. Lineage: Eukaryota; Viridiplantae; Streptophyta; Magnoliopsida; Zingiberales; Musaceae. The record is from RefSeq and is a predicted model, not a curated record.